Messenger RNA from Anopheles stephensi (Asian malaria mosquito), 2069 nucleotides. RefSeq lists its product as uncharacterized. The record is from RefSeq and is a predicted model, not a curated record. The coding region runs from base 202 to 1464 and encodes 420 amino acids. NCBI's taxonomy places the organism in Eukaryota, Metazoa, Arthropoda, Insecta, Diptera, Culicidae. The transcript has 2 exons. Gene Ontology annotation, biological process: protein polyubiquitination. Gene Ontology annotation, molecular function: protein binding.
AGUGCCCUACUCGUUUUUGACAGCAAAGCUGUUUUGUUUUUAAUUUGUGAAAUUGAUAUUCAUACGUAAAUAAUAAACUCGGCUGCUGUUUCCAUGAGCGCAGAUCUUAAAAAGCUGCAUUCGUUAGUGAAAUAUCCCGUGCUGUAAGCAACUGCUGUGGUAUUGCCUCCCGGGAUAGAACAAAACCACACCCACUACACCAUGGAUUCGACGGGUGAUGACCCUGUUCCUUCGGGUGGUGCGUGUAUAAACUUCCUGGACCUUCCCGACUGCAUGAUAGAGCAUGUGCUGGAGUAUUUAACAUACGACGAGAUAGCCAAGAAGCGCAUUGUUUGUCGAAAAAUCGAUCGCAUCUGCCAAUCGCUGCUGAACCGAGGCUUCAUCAAGAUGAUCCGCAAGCACAACAUGAAUCUGAAAGCGAUCAAAUCCCAGCUGCCGAGGCGCGAAUCCGAACGGCGGAACCAUCCGCUUUCGAAGCAUUCCGACAUACUGACAUGCAUCGAAACACGCAUCUCCAUGCUCUCCAUGACGUACUCGAAGUUUAUCGAGAAGGAGCUGUGCUGCUUCAUACCGGGCAAGGUGAUCGACGAAGUGCUAAACAUUCUCGGCCUGAUCGAGAAUACGUCGCGCCCACUCCGGGCGCACGAGGUGUUGCAGGAGCUGCGUGACAUUUCCUCCAUGGCGAUCGAACAUUUCGACGAAAACAUAGCGCACCGGUUGAAGAAAAUCAUUGGCGUGCAGCACCAUCCCAAGCUCGGGAGCCACCACAGCUUACCAUUCCCGGCGGCCAGUUUCAUACAGCACGAAGUCAUGUUGCCAUGCGAUGUAAAUGGGGAAAAGUUUAUCAUACCGACGCUCACGCCCAUUUCCUCCCAGCAAACGCAGAAGCUGGGUGUCCCGUCAGCAGCCUCCUCAUCCUCGUCACCAUCAUCAGCUUCGUCCGCGGCACUCGGUGGCCUGUACUGCCAGAGUUCGUACAGUGCGAGCUGCGAAAACAACAGUUCGAUCGCGAGAAUUAAUCACAAGACGCGCAAAAUGCGGUACGACAUUAAUCGGAUCGAUCAUACGAUCUCUUCGUUCAAGGCGGAAAUGCGCAGCAUGCGCCUGAUGCUGGUACGGUGCGGUGCCGAGAUCAAGGAACUGCGCCGCCGCUUGGAAGAAUCGGAAACGAAAAAUCUCGAACUGUUGGCCAACAUCAAUCAGCUCGGCUUCGGUGCACCAUCGGUUGGGGCGGAACCGUCGGACGCGACGAGUACGGCAGCGAUCAAGCAAUGUAGCAUUAAGCCACGCGCCUGCACCAGCAUGCUGAAGCGGCUGUAUACGGACACAGAAUCUCAAUCAGCCAGUCCCACUGUUGUUGUGCCACCGGGUUCGGAAACAUCCGAAACGGACAGGGAAACCUCUCAGGAGCAGGAAUCGACGGGAGGUUCCUGUGCGGCCAAGCGGGUGAAGCUUAGCGAUUAGGACACGACCACAGCGAAACGCCUCCUUUUCAUCUCCCAUUCUUACUAACAACUUCUGUCGCUUUUUCUGUCGUCAAAUCUGCAAUUUCAAAAGCAAUGCGAAUCCAUGAGGGAAACGAUUCCACGUAUCCUACUACUGUAUCUCUAAAGAUGCGCUGUGUAGCGCAGGCCACACGGUGACCGUGCCGAGGCGGGUGUGGCAACAUGUAUACUAACUCUAGCUGGUAAGGAACCACCCUAUACACACACACACACACACACACCUACAUAUACCUCGUAAAGAAGGCAUGUACCGGCAUACUUUACCGCGCGCUACCGUUGCGAGACGUUGGCCGUACGAAUACGAUACGAUUGUGUAGGGCUAGUAUUUAAAUGCUUUUUUUACGGUACGAAUUUUUCUUCGUAGUUUAGAAUAAAACCCCCUGCAUUGCUACAUAUAUGUACGAAUUAAGAAGAACAAAAAUCCAACAUACCGAUUGCUUUGCGUAUCCGUUUUUUGGGGUGUACAUACGACGUCCUGCUCAGCCGCAGGAACACCGGCACAGAACCAAUGUUCGAUGUGAGUGCUGUUAAUGGAGAAAAUAAAAUUGAAAUUUAUGGAGCAAA